Molecule: messenger RNA, 11208 nt
Organism: Vicugna pacos (alpaca)
Lineage: Eukaryota; Metazoa; Chordata; Mammalia; Artiodactyla; Camelidae
Gene: GPRIN3
Product: GPRIN family member 3
Biological process (GO): neuron projection development
Cellular component (GO): plasma membrane
Source: RefSeq, a predicted model, not a curated record
AGUUCCUGCUGGCACCCGGCUCGCUCCCGGAACAGGUCUGAAAAGGACCGCCGCUACGAGCCCGCUGAGCCAUCGGUGUGGCGCCGAGAGCCGCUGCUCGGGAUAUGCGACGGGAAGCCCCCGCCACAGCGCAGGCAGUGGCCGCGCCGCGCCGGGGAGAGCCGGGCAACAGCAGGUUGGCCCUGCAGCGGAAUCGUCCUUGACGGCGUCUUCACUCUGAGCUACGACUGCAUCCCAGUGGAAGCACUGCUCAGGGGAGCGCUCUGAGGUUUUCCUAAAGGGAAAUUCCAUGGGGACUGUACCUGACUCUCUGAGAUCAGCUAAAACUUCCCUGAUUGAAGCUUCUGGAAAAGAAGAGGAUCUAGGAGAGGUGCGGGCGGCCUCACCUCAGCCUCGACCAGCCCUCCUGUGUGAGAACACCAAUGGCCUUUCCAGCACUCCUGCAGAGCCAGCCCUCGGCCCCAGGACAGCAGCUGCGGCCCUGAUGCAGGCCGGUGAGCAUGAGACCACCCAGCCCGCCAUGUCUUCUCCUGGCGUAGUCCGUGAAGUGGGGAAAACAUCUCCCACACUCAACUCUCCUGGCGAUACCCAGCUGCCGGGGAGCAGGGAGCCCACAGCACCAGCCCCAUGUUCUGCAGCAGAAAAGGAUCUUACACACGCAACAUUUACCAUGCCAGCUAAUCAGCACACCCACCCGGCCAUCCCAGGCGACCAGCCCAAUGCCGGCCCCUACUCAGGACCUGAAGAUACCCUGGUGAAAUCACAGAGAACUUCAGAUGUAGAGCCACCCGAGAAGUCAAGUUGUCCUGUGGGGGACACCUGUGGUGGCAACAAAGAUCAAGUGUCCUGUGAUUUUCCAUCUCAAGAAACAACCCAGGGAAUGGUGCAAGCUGCAGGCACAGCAGCCAGAGUGUUCGGUAACACGUCCACUCCUGUAGGUGGACCUGAAGGGGAAAGGCAGCAAGCUGUUUGCAAUUCCCAGACAAGGUCCUGUGACUCUCCUGCGAGAGAUGAUGGAUGUUCCGGGAACAUACCACCGUCUGCCUCCACCUCAGACACCCAGGCUGUGACUUCAGGGACACCUCAACCAUCCCACCUCCCUAGCAAAGGGUCAAUGUUUCCUUCAGAUCUGGAGAAGGUGCCACCGCCAACACAUGCUCUGGUGUCAAGGUUCAAAGAAGCGGGCACGAUGACCAGCCAGGCUGAAAAGGAGAUCGAGGAAGCCCCCCCCAGGGCUCAGCAAGAUGCCGAGGUGCAGGCAGUGGCCAGUGUCGAGAGCAGAGCUGUGUCCACCAGCCCCAGCAUCCUCACUGCGUUCUUAAAGGAAGCCCCUGCUCAGGAGCAGUUCGAACCAGAGCAGCUGUGUGUCAUCUCCCAUGGCAGCGGCCACGUGAGCCAUACUUGGGAGCUGACUGACCACACCCAUGGGCCCUGGCAGGUGGCUCAGAGCCUGGGCAUCACGCCAGAGGUGCACAUCCAGGCGGCUACAGCAGUUUCUACAGCUUCCCAAGGGGAAAGGGAAUCAGUGAACCCACCAGGCGAAGUCCUUAUGACCCCAGCAGUCAACGUGGCAUCCAGUAACGCUCAGGAUACGUGUAAAGAAAAUGGGAGGUCAGCAGGAAAGACCCCAGCAAGGGAAGGGCUCUCCUCUAAGCAGCUUUCAGGUGCUAGUUCUACCUCCCUGAAAGCUGGCCCCAGUGACCAGACCUCUGUCAGCACAGGACGUCCAGCUGGAACAAGUCAUGGGUUAGGGACAUGUGAAAUGCAGCCAUCUGAGUUUGCUGUGGAAACCACAGAUGGCCACAGAGCAGACCCAGAUUACCAACUCUCCAACUCUUGUGGCCCCACCAGCAAAGCUGACCAGUCCGGGAGCUUAGAUCUCACCAACCAGGGGAAUGCAAGAGAGAGGAAGCGUGUGUCUCCUCACGUCGUGAAAGAGCAGGAAUCCCCUGGCAUCGAUAUUCUGGAUGCAAAGGGAAGGGCAGAGGCCAAAAGCCUACUUCUCAACCCGAAAUCUCAAGAAAGUGGAGGCACAGCAUCAGCUGCCAGUCCCACCCCCUCUCCAGUCAGAAAGAGUCAGGAGGGCACCGGUGAAGAAAACAGACAGACCAAGACAGCCACCAGCCUAAGCCUGCCCUCCGAUUCCCUGGGGGAGUCCAGUCCGGGUUCUGGCAAAAGGACCCCUUCUCGCUCGGUCAAAGCCAGCCCCCGCCGGGCCAGCCGGGUCAGCGAGUUCCUCAAGGAGCUGAACGUGACAGCAGCCGCCGCUCAGGUGGGACUCACUCCGGGAGAGAAGAAAAAGCAGCUCAGUGCUGAGUCCAAGCUCCAGUUGAAACAGUCCAAGCGUGUCAGGGAUGUCAUGUGGGACGAGCAGGGCAUGACCUGGGAGGUGUACGGCGCUUCCCUGGACCCGGAGUCCCUGGGCAUCGCCAUCCAGAACCACCUACAAAGACAAAUCAGGGAACACGAGAAAUUAAUCAAAGCUCAGAGCAGCCAGACCCGGAGAUCCAUCUCCUCAGAUACUUCUUCCAAUAAAAAGCUCAAAGGCAGGCAGCACAGUGUUUUCCAGUCCCUGCUGCAGAACUUUCGACGCCCCAACUGCUGCGUCCGCCCCGCCCCUUCCUCUGUGUUAGAUUGAAAAGGAAAACAGCUGCAGGGAGCCCUUGCAUGUGGUCUUCGUAGGUGUCCGUCUGUCAAAGCUUACUUGUUUUUUUCCUGAGAGACCAGGAAGAGAAAGCAAGUGUUAACUCCAGGAAAUUGCUGUGAAGGCUAGUGGGGUCCCUUGAUGGAGUCUUCAUUAAAAAAAAACACACACAUCAUUUCAAUUGGAAAGAAAGAAAACAAGCAAGCUUCACUGAAGGUUUACAACUGUAAUUAAGAGGAAAUAGAAUUCACUGUUUUUUUAAUAUGCUGUUGCUUACAGAACUAUCAUUAUCAUUAUAUAUGUAUCAUUUUGUAUAACUGCCUCAUUUUAUCACACUAGUAUUUCCAUUAAAAUCUCGGCUUUAUGUUAAAAAUAGCAAAAAUACUGUUAUACUUUUUGGUCCAUUGCAGUGAGAAUGCUGUUACCCCACAAAAUUUAAGUAGUUGAUAAGAACUAUCAUAUAAAAAAUUGAAACAAAUUUGACUCUUAGGCCAGAAGAUAUUAGGUAAAAACAUUUAAAUGCAUAAAAUACCAAAUAUGAAGUCAUAUUUGUAAACAUUUGCAGAUAACCCUUUUUAUAAACCUUGUUAUACCUGUUAAUAAAUAUAAGAAAGUUAUAUUAGGAAAAAAAAUUAGUGAAGCAUUUGACUAUGAAUAUUGCCCACAUAAAAAAUGAAUUUAUAUAUGCACCUUUUCCUGCCCUGAAGGCAAGUUUCAUCUCUGUGAUUGUGAUUAGACUAAAUUCAUAUUUCCUUACCCUAGAGAAAGUACAUGUGACUGAAUUCUUGGAGAGAGUCAUCAAGUUAUUGAUAAUACUCAAUUUUAUGUUGUGCAGGUGUUCUCCAAUGACAUUCUACUGAGAGCGUCACGGUUCGGGUAAGGAAUUAUAAAUAGCCAAUCACCAAACACUCUAUUUUUAGGUGUUAAAAGAAAAAGAAAAGAAAGCCUCCUGAAUAACAAAACAACACAUAUGAGACUCCUGUAAACAGAAUGGAGUUUGUGUUUUUGUUUGACUUGGUUCAGUAGCUUCUAGUAGAAAGUGUGGUCCACACCGAUUAGAAUGUGAGCUUCCUCGCUGUUCUUGUACGUAGACUAAUAUCAUCUUAUUGCUUGAAUCUAAUCUAUGAUAAAAUGGUAACCUCUGUAAGCCUAUUGAUUUCAAGAGAAAAACGUCAUAAAAUACCACCCUUCAAACCCAAUAAAAGAAGCCACCUUUACUGAAACACGUUUUUGAGCUUUGGGUGGGCUUGGUCCUUGAGAACAUAGGCACCUGUCUGAGCUGAGCCCUCACCUGUCUCCUUAAGAGGAGCGUAUUCCUAGGGCUUAUGAGUGUCCUGCAGGGCACUGGGCUGGAACGACCAAGAGGGGCUUGAGUUGGGGUGACGGACAAGAGGGGAGAGAGCGAGGGCCCAAAAGGGCUUCCCCUCCUGGACUCGUGGUAGGGAGGUUGCUGGUUUCCACCUCGCAUUUAGAGAGUCACUGUUGGUUGGAGGGGCGCUGGUUGCUUUCUCUAAUCUCAUUGCCCUCGAUGAGCCAGAAAAGAGUAUCUGGCUGUGUGUUCUCUCUCCAGAGAUUCAGAAAUGCCAUUUGGGCAGUAAAUUCACAGUUUUUCUUUUGGCUUUUUUGUUUUUUCAUUUUAAUUCUCUAUUGCAGAUUCUGAACAUUAUGGAGGGGAGGAAUCGUACCUAAACUUUAACACCACAAGCUACACUGGACAUAACCUAAGUUAGUAAAGAGCCAUUGAUUUCUUUCAAAGCCAUUGGACUGUCUGUGGCACCUGCAUACGUGGGCCACGGUCAGCACUCUCAGAGCAAGCAUGCUCUGAAUGGCAAGUACGCUUGUUAUACUUGGAACUUAGAAUGAGCAGUUUAGUAAAGCCCGUGUUUCCAUGUCUUACCGUCGGGCCUCCGUCAAGGAUGCUAUCUAACGCAGAAAUGACCAUCCAAUGAGCAAUCAAAUUAUUAUUAAUGAAUUUAGUCCAAAACGCUCCCCUUGGCCUUAAAUACCCAUUUGCGGUAGUGUCCGUGCCACUUCUGUAGGAAAUGCCUUUGCCACGAUGUAAUCUCCCUCCUGUCUCUCGCUCACUGGCUGUCUCCCUCCCACGCUGGCGUACGUGCUGUGUACACAUGGAGAACAUCCUGUGUACACAGUAGCAGCUGUCAGCGGUACCCACUCCAGACGGGUGAGCCCCAGGUAAUCCUCUGCUCUGAACUGGCUAGAACAGGCUGUUCCUGCAUGAAAAUGGGAAGAAAGGAAGAAUUCAGCGUCUGGUAAUAAUAUUUGUUGUCAUGAGUUGGGAGUAACCACGUGGUUUAUAAAUAGUGAAAGGAAGCAGAGGCCACUGAGCUGUGGGCCUCCGUUGCCCAUUAAAAAUAAAUAAAUUAAUGAAAUGAAAUAAGUUAAACCUGAAUUUGGUGUUCUAGUUUUGCCUCUCAAAUUAAAACUUAAUGCUCGAUGUAGUAACCUUAACUGGUUUUCUUUGAUACUGGAACUAACCUUUACUUUUACACCUUUAAUCUUUGAAUAUCCGUCUUUACAAAAGCUUCCUUCUCACUUACGGAAUCUUAUAGAAGGAACAGCUUUUAAGAACAGUCACAGAAAUAGCUCAUCAAAUGGAUAAAUAAGACAGGAGCCUAAUCAGGACGGCAGUGUUUUGCAUUACGAUACCCUGAGUACUCUCAUGAUAAAACCUUGAUGUGAAAAUGUUCCUUCACUUCGAUCUGUGACCCAGCGUACACAUUCGGGACAGCAUUGUCAUUCCUUAGGUUCAUCUAGCAACUGACGUUGCAAAACAAUAUUCUUGGCAGACUCUUUGAACUUGCUCUGCUGUUCCUUACCUGCAUGACACACACGGGGUUGAAAGCUGUUUGUUUUUGUCCUUGACUUCUUUUAGUUAUGUUUGGGUCCUUUUUAAUGCAUUUUAGUUGUUGAAAUAAGUGGAGGAAAUAUUAUAUUAAGUAGAUAUAUAUAUAUAUAAGAUUUUUUUAAACCAGUAGCAAAAGAGAAACAAGUUAGAACAUCUAAAUGUUUAAAAUGUGAAGAUGUGAUAUGGCUUACCCAGUGAACACUAGAAGUUUCAAUUUAAAUAUUGAUUUUUCUACUUUUUAUGACUACAAGAAAAAUGUGAUCACUUCGGCUGUCAUAUAUUUACCUUCAGUGCUUUUCUAAUGAUGUCUUUCUGGAUUCUUGGCCUUGAUGCCACAGACCAACUACUUCACAUACAGUGAAAUCCUAAUUAACCUUUGUGUCUUGGAUCAGUGGCAGAAGGUGAACGUUGUUUUAGAUCAAAGUUAACCAGAAACCUUUUUGUUUGCAUCCAAUAUGAAAUAUUUGUAAAAAAUAUUGCUGUGUUUUCCUACCAUAGCAAGUUCAGCUAUAUUGAGUAUUAUUUGAUUUUUGAUGAUUUUUGAAUCUUAAGAAUUGUCUAAUAUUUAUUAUUUCGGAUACCAUUAUUCUCCAUGUUAUAGGUUAAAUAUCAUAAAAUAAAUUGGACUGAAUAUGCAUGUGUAACAUAUACCCUAGAGGUUGAAUUUUGGAACCAAAUUCUUAAUAAGAGCUUGUCAUCUUCAAGUCGAAGGCAGAAGAGGAAAACGACUUUGGGUUGCAUCCCAGAAUUGUAAGGUUUUAUCAUUCCUAGCUGACUCUCCUCUUCUUCCUCUCAUCUCUGGGAGUUCCUAUCAUUCUGGGAAUACCUGUCGACACCACGUGAAGAAUAGACUAUGAUGUGACUUUACAGUUUGUUUACAGAGGACAUCUAUGAGUAUGCUGUUGAUGUAAAUUGGUUGGCCUUUGCUGUAUCCACUUCGUUACUGUUUUGCUGCCAAAAUGUGAGAAGCUGUCUUCUCUUCCUCCUACAUGUUGUGCAAGUGUUAAAAAAUGUAACUCACCACACCCCUUGUCUACUUUUUAAGACUCAGUAGAAAGAAAAACCAUACAUUAGGAUAAGGUUUGUAUAUGUGUUUUUACUGAAAAUUGGGCACCUGCAGCCUGGUGCAGGCCUCUACCUGUCUGACUUACCAAUCGUCUACAGUGCUGCCAUGGAGAUGACGCUGUUUACUCUCCAGCUUGGUCCUAAGUGGUAUUUGAGAAAUGAAGCCUGUGAAUUUCCCUUUGUGAUAAGAAUACAGUGAACUCAGCAGGAGCUUGGAUAAAUGAGCUGACCAUCUUGUCCCCACCCCCAUUUUGUCUCCAUAGUGAAUCAGAAGUCUUGCCCACAUCUGCCUCAGUGCUUGCUACUUUAUGUUCCUAUUUGAGGAUUUUGUUUUCUGUUAGCGACAUCCUUUGAAUCCACAUGUGGCCCUUUCGGUUGAAUCUGUCCCAGUGUGGGUCAGCUGCUACCACCUGGCAAAUAACAGGUGAUGUGCUGAAUCUCCUGUCCAUCCUUGUAACUGUAUCCUUCUUAACGAAAUUCUGCAGCCAGCUAAGUAAUUAUAAAUGGCAUCUGUGCAGACACUUGGGCUUACGGAUGUCAACGAGAUUUUAGACAUUUUUGCAAAUGAGAAAAAAGUCUUGUAAAUACUGAAAAAGAUUUCCGUGAACUUUAUCCUACUCUUGGGAGAAAAAAAAAUCUUGGCUACAGAAAUAAGAUCAAUUUGCUUUACAGUGACCAAGGACAUAGAUGAAGAUGGAUUGAAGUGGAAAACUCAUGUCUCACAAUCCGUGACAUCUGCCAGAGGUCAUUACAGCUACUUUUAACUGUGAACAUUCACCAGCUAAACUACUCACUUGCCACAACCAAAUAACCUCUCUCAAAGUAAAUCCAAUACAUCUGUAUACAUGUGUGGAUAGAAACAACAAAAAACCCUGAAAAAUUACUGUUGGCUAUUAGGUAAAUCAAAGUGAUGAUCAUUACAAGGGACAUUUAAAUAACCGUGGGCCUGGGGGCGAAAUGACUGUGGAGGCCAGAAUGAAGCACCAAGAUGUUAUUCACAAGUUUCGUGUGUGUGGUUUUUUUUUUUUUAAGACCCAGAUAUCUUGGAUACUCAUCAUGAGAAUAAAGACUGUUGAUAAUGAAAUUAAAGCCAAGCAAUAAUGUGCCAAAAAGAGGCAGUUAUACCAGCAAGUGCGUCUGUAAUGGGCACACCAUUAUAUAAUUAUGGUUUGCUCCAUAAAGACUGACUGUAACCCACAGGCUAAAAUAAGCAAAGGCAUACUUUCUGCUUUCUUGCUGGAAAAACUUGUUUAGGAGAGCCAUUGAGAGGUCCAGCUGUAGUGAGCAUUAGAUUUUAUGGUUAACGUCUCUGUUUUAACACUAGCCAAGACCAAAGGAGUCACCAAGUUAAAACUCAAGACAACACUGGAAACUUGGUUGAAAUGAAGGAUUAAAUGUAUGGUAAUUACUAUUCCUGGACACUCGCUUGUAGGAAAGCAAUUCAGGUAACUUUGUGUGGAGGAUUACCAACUUUGCGUGGAGGAUUACCAGCCUUAGCUAUGGAAAAAAAAAUAAGGGUUCUCAAAUGCAAAAUAACUAAAAUGUGAGUACUCAUCUCAAAGUGGGCCUCAAAUAAUGCCUUACUGAAAAUGAUGUUCUCAAUGGGUGUUUCUGAAAACCAAUUCUUCCUCAAGUAUCCUUUUGGGUUCAAGCUCAAAAUCGAUUGGCUGGAAUAAAAAUGACAUAUUUUACACUUCAAAAAAAGAUACUGAUGAUCGACCAGCAUGGGGAUAGUUAUGAUGAGAGAUACCCUAGGGAUUUCAGUGAGUUAAAGAGAACUCAGUGGGGGGUGAAACACUAACUUCUUUCUUGAACUCUUAAAAUGGGGGGAUGUCAUCUGCUUAUUUUGGGGUGAAAAUGAGAGCUUGCUUUUUGGAAUUGCUGCUAGUGUUACUCUUUGUUCCUUUAAAAAUUAAACUGUCUAUUCUUCGGCAGAACUUUUAAGCAGUUAAACAACAUUUUUCUGGUUCAUAUUGCUUUUAAUAUCAUGUAAAGAUUCUGUAUAGAGCAAACCAGAAAUGCGCGGAAGGGGCUUAUCCAUGUGUAUCCAUGUCUCUUAAUGAUUUCAGUAGUCUUAGCAUUUAUUUUAACCACAUCUUUGAGUAGAUUAUUCUUCAUUAAUGCUUUCUGGCGUGUCUUACAAUGAUGUUGGUCAUCGGGAGAUUACAGUAUUAAUAGUCAUGCUCCUCAAUCUCUAGCAGGGAGGAGAGCCUAAUUCUUGUGUUAAGGGCGUCUGGAAAUACCUUUUUCUGAGGUUGAGAGAGGUCAUCAGGGCCUGAAAACUCAAGAAGGAAAUACAGUAACAAUUACUAAAUUUCUAAAUGUAUUUAUCUCGCUGUACUAACGUGUGAACAAUAUGUCGUGCAUAACACUGUAGCUGGUCGUGGUAUGUCAGUACAUCCUGUAAGUGUGUAAUGUCUGUGAGUGGCUGGUUUUCUGUUUUUAUGUGUAGAAAAAAAUACCAUGCUGUAUCCCAUUUUAAGGCCAGGUUCUGUCAUCAGGAGGCUGCAUGUUCGAAAGUGAAUAAAACCAACAGACGUGUGUGUGCGUGUUCAGUAACAGAAUUUGUCCUUUCAUUUUCGAAGGUCAGAAAGGGCUGUUUUUUUUUUUAAGCAUCUCUGAGAGUAGAUCACAUAAUUAUCACAAAGGCUGAACACAUUAGUCAGUGCACGGGCAUGUUACUAAAUAUGCCAGGGCUAAUCCCCCACAUCCUUAGUCACAGGUAAGGUCAGUUCUUUGACCACUGGGUUGAUUUACAUUCCUCACACAUCUUCUCCGUGUUAAGUGUGUGACUAGGAUGUACAUACUAUGGGUGUGAUUGUGUACAUACCUUGUAUGAAUUAUCUAAAUCCUCAAAGCAGUUGCUGGAAAGAAAGAAAGAGUUGUUAGCCUCAGAAGGGCUAAUCAAUGUGUAUUUUCAUUUUCUACACAUAAAAAUGUAUACAUGACAUAACUGUAAAUAGCUUACCCACCUAUCCAUGCGCACAUAGAUGCAUUUUAUUCAUACUGGUAUAUUUAAAUAAAUCACAAAUUAAAACAACUAAUUGAAAGCGGCAUCCUUCCAUGACUGUUCUGUUAUAUGUAUAGUAAUAUCAGAUCAGAUGCUCCAUAUUCAAUGGUGUUACUCCCUGGUAGCAGAUUUGGUGCUUAGAAAGCCCAGCCCCACUGGACCAUGCAUAGCUAGUUGGUGUCUCACUGAGGCACGGACUGGUACCUGACCAUCUUCAAAGGCUUAAUGCUGUUCUUUUAGCACCUAAUUUUCUAUCUGGAAAUGACAAACACUGGGGAAAACCAAUUAUGUUUUAUAGACUCCAUUUGUACAUUUAUUAGUAUGUUUAUUUGCACAGGCUGAUAAAAGCCCUACAUUUUUUUUCAAAGACAUAGCUCUAAAUUUCAAAACAGUAUAUAGUCACUCAGAGUGAAACCUGAUUGCAGGAAUUCUUCUCUUGAGAUCAGCAAAACAAUGUUUAGCAACACCAAAGAGAAGUCAAAGAGGCAAACUUUUUUUAAAAUGACAGGCGACACUGGUAGAAGAAUAGGAUAAUAGCAAUUGGGAUUUCCUUAAGAUAGACUCAGAUAAACUACGAUGUUGACGCCAGGUGCUGCAGUGGGGACUAGAUAAGAUUAGAGUCAUUGGCCAGGGAAUGCUAACAUUGGGUACGUCAACUUACCACAAUUCCAAUCGGUGAGUUGACAUUGUUUUAGUUUCUCUCAUUUCUUUUAAAAGGAAAUACUCUAUUGGCGAUCAGAAAGUCUGUGAUAUGGUUCCUAGAACCUAAUGUGAUUUGACCUCAAUUCUUUGAUGCUGAAAAUUAUGUUGGCUGGAUAUUAGGUUGAAGAUAUGAAUGGAAAUACCAGAAUUGCCAAUUAAUAGAGAAUUCUGUGUGGCAAGGUACAAAUAUAACCACUUCUCAGUAGAAAGUUAGUAAUACCAUUUAAUACAUAUUCAUGUUUUAAAAACUGAAUGUGCCAUCUUUGUAUUUUAGAUAAAAAGAUUAACCAACCAUAAGAACACUACAAUUAUAACUAGAGCUAGCUGUGUUUUUUAACGACUAAAAACAAACUCUUUAUAAGAGCAGUACACAUGAAAUCUUGAUGUCAAUAUUUACUGUUGCUUAAAAGACAGAUUUAUGUAAUUAUUUUGAGAGAUGCAUAUUAAUUUAAAUGCCAUCCAGAAAAAUUAUAGAUGUCAAUGUAAGAAUCAUUUGUGUGUGUAAGUACUCAACAGAGAAAGAGCAAAACUGUAGUGUGAUGUUAAAUCACUGAAGAAAUGGUAGUAUUUAAAAUGAAAUUCCAUUUAUGAAUGUAUCAGUAUUAGAAUCUAAAGUUAUGUCUUUUCAUACUGUCUAUAUACAAAGGUCAUUAAAUGAUUUAUUUAAGAACGUCCUCAUCUUCCAGAAAUCGACCUGCCAAUAAAAUUUCAUUUCCUAGAAAAAGGAUGAACUAUUAAGAUUUAUAUGAGGACAGAUCAAGAUUUGGAAAUUAUGUACACUUCCAACCUCAUUGUGGAUUUGAUAUCUGAAUGGAUGAAUGAACGAAAUUCAACUGAUGAUCUAGUUUUACCCUUGAAAAACUUUCAAAUAUAAUUUUUUUUGCAUUUCACUUUCCAUAAUAAACGUGAUACAGAUGAAAA